UGUUCUUGUCACUCCACAAGCAGGAUGAGAACUUAAAUUGCUGCCGUUUUGCUUGCGGCAGCUGUGACCGCACUGCAAAUCGCAGCUGUGAUUGGAGAUGAUAUCAUCAAUGGGAGAAAAGCCUCCAAAAAUUCCUUGCAAUAUAUGGUUUCAGUGCAGGCCGAUAAAACGCAUCAUUGUGGAGGAUUUCUGAUUUCCCCGAAAUAAGUUCUUACAGCGGCACACUGCGAUAGUAAACACAUGACGGUCGUCCUCGGUGACCAUAACAUCGUUCAGUGGAAAAAUCUCGAAAGAUACGAGGUGGUUCGCAAAUUCAAGAAAUCAUUCGCCGAUGUACUGAAGGGCGAUGACAUCAUGCUUCUGAAGCUCGGCAGGGAAGCAGUUUUGGGAGGAAAGGUGAGAACGGUGAAUAUUGCAGAUAAACGCCACCGCGUUAGACGCAGUACCAAGUGUCUGGUUGCAGGAUGGGGUAAAACUAAAAGGGCGGGAAAAGUUUACGAACUUCUGGCUUUGAACGUAUCAACUGUUGACAUCCGCGAGUGCAGGAAAGCGUGGACGAAAGCGGAUGUAAAAAGACUCCCACCAAACAUAAUCUGCGCUGGGGGAUAUAAACAAAAUGCAGGAGUGUGCUUGGGUGAUUCAGGAGGUCCACUGGUAUGCGAUUCAGUGGCGGUGGGCAUUGUAUCCUUCGUAAAGACGUGUAACUAUCCAGAUGUACCAAACAUCUACACUGAUCUAUCGAAAUAUUCAAGCUGGAUAAAAGAAAUGAUGAACAAAAGAGAAACUUGAUUGUCUGUAGUCGAUCACUGCUGUAUUCAUUAAAACAUUUAUGGAGCAAAUAAACCUCAUUUAUGGAAGAUGACCAAGUCUGUGGUUUUGAAAAAAUGUUCUGUGCAUGUAUUUUAUGUCCAAAAACUGACUGAAAUAUGCAUUUGAAAUGGAGUGGAUAAGAAAUGGAUCCAAAUAAAUAAAUAUUAUAUUUUCUUAUCAUGUACCA
Messenger RNA from Triplophysa rosa, 997 nucleotides. RefSeq names its product kallikrein-14-like. Gene Ontology annotation, molecular function: serine-type endopeptidase activity. Lineage: Eukaryota; Metazoa; Chordata; Actinopteri; Cypriniformes; Nemacheilidae. Gene Ontology annotation, biological process: proteolysis. The record is from RefSeq and is a predicted model, not a curated record. The coding region runs from base 241 to 789 and encodes 182 amino acids. The transcript has 5 exons.